Molecule: messenger RNA, 381 nt
Organism: Angiostrongylus costaricensis
Lineage: Eukaryota; Metazoa; Nematoda; Chromadorea; Rhabditida; Metastrongylidae
Source: the annotation of a GenBank genome assembly
AUGGAAGUAUGGCAUUUCUCUAAAAAUCCAGAAUGCGAUGGCCGUCACGGCGGCUCUGAGGAAACAAUUGACGGCUCCGGAAAUAAACCUCUCCGUUGCCUAAAUUUACGCCGAAACGACGAAGACAAGUGGCUGACGGUUUCUGCGAAUGGAGACGACGAGCGCUUCGUUGACGGACGACUGCUGAUGGGUGAUCUGUGGAAGUCGCAGAUGAGAACGGAAGCAAUCAGUCAACUGCUGGCUGGGCGAGAAAAUGAGCCGAUGAUAAUACGCUCAAAGAAAACCAGUCAGUGGAGGAAUCAUUUUCGAGCCGGCCAACGACGUCACUUAGCUCAAUUGCAAUCACGCUUUAGAACCACUGCGGUGCAUUUAACCGGUUGA